AUGCUAUUCAAACACAGUCUAUGCAGUUCUAGCGGUCAUAUUCUGAACGGGAACGCGAACGAGAUUAUUUGCAUGCCAUAUGAUGAAGUGCAGAAAAUCACAAAGGUACACUGUAUGACACCAUGGCCUGGACGAGCUAUUGAAGUGCGAUUGGAAUCCAAGAGGAAGCCGUUACAAUUCGUUGGCAUCACAAAAAGAGAUGAAUUCUUUGACACUGUCAUUGAAUUAGCCAGUCAAGCCGGUGUCAACCUCAGCUUCUCAUAA
Molecule: messenger RNA, 264 nt
Organism: Anisakis simplex (herring worm)
Lineage: Eukaryota; Metazoa; Nematoda; Chromadorea; Rhabditida; Anisakidae
Source: the annotation of a GenBank genome assembly